GGCGGCGGUGGUAAGAUGGCGGAGCAGCGCGCCGUGCGAAGGGGGAGCGGAGACGCGGAGUCUGAGCGACGAGAUCAUUGCACUCAAGAUAUGUUUGGAAAGAAAAGGGACCAAGCAGGAAGCCAAAACAAAUCCAUGGUUGAAGAUAAAUCACUUGGCUACCAACAGUUGAGAAGCCAGCAAAACUGUUUUACCCAGGAUCUGGAUGAUGAGGAUGGUGAAAAUAUGAAUCCUACAACGAAGGCGUGUAAGUUGCUCUUUCUGGGCACCACAGGUUCAUGCAGCACUGAUGUAAAAGAGAACCGUAAUCUGGAGAACAUCUCAGUUAAAGAAGGCACUCAAGCUCCUGGUGAGGCACAGCUUUCAAAUGGCAGCAAUUCCUCCAUUAACAGAAAACGGCCACUGGAAGAGGGAAAUAAUGGUCACUCUCAUCCUAAAUUUCGUGCCAAGAAGAGGAAGAAAACGCCUGGCCCCAUUCUACCAAAGAACGCGUUAAUGCAAUUAAAUGAGAUUAAACCUGGCCUCCAGUACAAACUUUUAUCUCAAUCUGGCCCUGUCCAUGCUCCUGUUUUUAUCAUGGCUGUGGAAGUCAAUGGACAAAGCUUUGAAGGAUCUGGGCCCACCAAGAAAAAGGCCAAGUUGCAUGUAGCAGAGAAAGCCUUGAGGUCCUUUGUUCAGUUUCCAAAUGCUUCUGAGGCCCACUUGGCUAUGGGUCGAAUGCUGCAUGUUAAUACGGAUUUUACAUCAGAUCAUUCUGACUUUCCAGAUACUCUUUUUAAUGGAUUUGAAACCCCAGUACAAGGAGAUGAUCCUUAUCUCUUGGGCUCCAAUGGAGAUGGUCCUUUCAGUUCAGGUGACUCUAACUCUUUUGGCGUCUCAUGUGGUAUUGAAGGCAGUAGUGUAGGUCAAUCAACACUGAUGGCUCCAUCUCCUUUUGCAAUGACCAGUGGUAAGAACCCAGUAAUGAUCCUGAAUGAACUGCGCCCAGGACUCAAAUAUGAGUUUAUUUCAGAGAGUGGAGAAAGCCAUGCAAAGAAUUUCAUCAUGGCAGUAACUGUAGAUGGUCGAACCUUUGAAGGGUCGGGGAGGAAUAAGAAGUUGGCAAAAGCUCGUGCUGCUCAAGGAGCUCUUCAGACUCUGUUUAACAUGCAACUGGAUUCGACACCAUCACGGCAACCCAUUCCCAGUGAAGGUCUUCAGCUUCACCUGCCUCAGGUACUGGCAGAUGCAGUGGCUCGAUUAGUGGUGGAUAAAUUCAGUGAACUAACCGACAACUUCACCUCCCCUCAUGCACGGAGAAAAGUUCUUGCUGGUGUUGUCAUGACAACAGGAUCUGAUGUCAAAGAUGCCCAGGUGAUAUGUGUCGCCACAGGAACUAAAUGCAUCAAUGGCGAGUAUAUGAGUGACCGAGGCUUGGCUCUGAAUGAUUGUCAUGCUGAAAUUGUUGCACGCAGAUCCCUCAUCCGGUUUCUCUAUUCCCAAAUGGAGUACCAUUUAAGUAACAAGACAGAAGACCACCACAAAUCCAUCUUUGUUAAGUGUGAUGGAGGAGGCUUCAAACUUAAGGAGAAUGUACAGUUUCACUUGUACAUCAGUACGUCACCAUGUGGAGACGCUCGCAUCUUCUCACCACAUGAGGCAGCAGUAGAAGAUCAGGGAGACAAGCACCCAAAUCGGAAGGCACGAGGUCAACUAAGGACAAAAAUAGAAUCUGGCGAAGGGACGAUUCCAGUUAGAUCCAGCAGCACUAUCCAGACAUGGGAUGGAGUGUUGCAGGGCGAACGAUUGCUCACGAUGUCAUGUAGUGAUAAAAUAGCAAGGUGGAAUGUCCUUGGGGUGCAGGGAGCUCUACUAAGCCACUUUAUGGAGCCUGUCUAUUUUGCCAGCAUCAUCCUCGGUAGUUUGUACCAUGCUGAUCACUUGUCUCGAGCAGUCUACCAGAGAAUCAGUGAAAUUGAAGAUCUCCCAAGCAUUUAUGUUCUCAACAGGCCUUUACUUAGUGGUAUUAGCAACACUGAAUCGCGCCAACCAGGCAAGGCACCAAAUUUCAGUGUCAAUUGGGUUGUGGAUGACUCAGGCCUGGAAGUUAUUAAUGCCAUGACAGGGAAAGAUGAUAUGGGACGCCCUUCUCGACUUUGUAAACAUGUUCUGCAUAGUCGUUGGUUACGCCUGCAUGGAAAGUUGCCCUUCUUAAAUCGAUCCAAACAAGAGAAGUUCACUUCAUAUUAUGAAGCAAAACAGGCUGCCACCGAAUAUCAAGCUGCCAAGGAGUCCCUGAUCAAAGAGUUCCAAAGGAGUGGAUUAGGCAUGUGGGUGAAAAAACCCAUUGAACAAGAUCAAUUCAGUCUCUCUGGCUGAGCCCAUGUUGGGACUUUUAAGGACGCAAAGCUGCUGGAAUUCCAUGUGUCAGAUGUAUUUAUUAACUUGUAACUUUAAACUAAUUUUUUUUAAUUUCCUUUUUUAAAUAAUAAAACGUGUCCCUUUUCUUGGCUAUCAGCUAGGUUUAUAAAAUAGCACAAAAAGCAAUGUACACAAUGCUUGUUUUAAUUGGCCUCUUAACCAGAAGAUAAUGUCAGUAAUUGGAGCCAUAAUUGAAUUGUGCAUCAUUGGCCAUAUUUAUUAACAUGUUGAUUUAAAAUUUAGUAUAAAUUUCCAAAAUAACAGCUUUGAGUUCUGUUUCUGAAAGUACUAUACACCUGUACAGUUGUCAUAACUUUUAAUCUUUAGAAUUAGUCUUUAUAGGGACAUGGUUUUACAAUUUAGCAGUUCUGGCAGGGAACAUCUUGAGAAGGGAUCAGCCUGUAUUUCAAAUUCAGAAGGAAAGAACAUGUCCCAGAUUCAUGGUUCAUGCAAUACUUUUGAUGGACAAAAGAUCAAUUAGACUACAAUAUGGGGGAAGUUCUGACCUGAGUGCUUGAACUCCUGUGAUCCCCUCAUAAUUCAUGAAGCUCUGUACCAUGAGCUUUAAAUUGUACAGUUUGUCUCUGUAUGUGUUCUCAGGACAAACAUUUUCCCUUCUGAAAAUGGGCAAAACCAUUGAGAACUGUGAAUUAAAAGAUGUCAUUGUAACUCUUGUAAAGAUCCUGAGAAGGGGAAAAUAUUUGCAAAUUAUAUUUAGUUACAAUAUCGGAAACAUGGCAUACAAGCCCCCGAAGUAAUCAGUAUUGUUACAGGCAAAUAAAUACAUAUUUGUUUAGCAGUUCAGGGUCUCCAUAUUUUUUUGACAGCUGCUGUUUCUAUUUGCAAAAAGCCCCCAGUGCAGCAAUUCAAAUGCUGUAUGUUUUCUUUGAGAUCAGGCCGUAAGCUUAACUUAAAGGCAGACUCCACUGAUAUCAGCGGUUCUUGUUGGUUUUCAUACUUUUCUUUCAAGGUGAAGCAAUUAAUUCAGCUGAUUAGUGCUGAAUCAUCUCCUGUAAAUGUCCAGGCAGAUUCAGCAUUGAUCUAUGCCAGUCCUUUCACUAGGUGUGGCUGUAGCAUUCCAAGAGUUCAGCUUCACAAAUCAAAGCCCAAAAAAUAUAUUUUAAAAUGUGAUGAAGCAUUGCAGUACAUUUUGGUAAAUUGUAAAUUGCAGCCCAGCCUAGCCAUAAAAGGGAUGCUAUCUGUCCAUACGUGUGCCUGCUGCUUUUCCUUGUUCUUUCUCCAUGCACGACUAUUGACGUGUUAUUUCUUUGUUGUGUAAACUGGAAUACAUAUGCGUUGAUAAAAAUGUUCCUUAUAUUAAACCUUUGCAACUGAAUGAAGGCAGCUGCAAGUGUGAAGGUCUCAGUGCAACAGUCAGUUGUGUUCUCUUUGCAGGGUUGCCUCAUCUGUCACAAAUAACAAGACUUGGAAGCUAACAGAGAUUGUAACACUUGAAAACUUGAAGUGCAAGUGUGUUAACAGCAAUCGUUUGAAACUUCUUAGCUUUUCUUUAAACUGGUAGCUUACUAAUUGUAACCAGUAGUUAAAUUGGUUUUUUCACAUCAUGGUUCUGGCUUUAAAACCUAAAUAGCAUGCUGACUUGUGAAGAUGGCUUUCAAUGUUAAGUGAUCAAAACGGGAGAUACUUAAUCUAGCACCAGAUUAGAAGACUGAAAUAUUGUAGUUUUACAGGUCUGAGAGAAUUCUUGAGCUUGGUCCAAUUACUUAUGAGUGCAGUUAGUAUGAGUGGUUGGUAUAUUCACUUUUACAGUACUCACUCAAAGUCAGUGUGCCCUUUAACCUCAUUUGUUACUAGUUACAUGAUCGACUAUGUAAAUGUCUGUAUGUCUUUUUUCUCCAAUCUGAGCCUUUGCUUAAUUGAAAGUGUACUGCUGUCAAUGUUGCCAUCAUGAUCAUUUUGGAGUGAGCAGAACCAAGUCUGGUCACUCUGGCAUAACAAGUAUAAGUUAUUCAACCUAUUUAAGGUUAGAUAUUCUGGAACCAUUUUAUUAGAGACAGAAUUAUGCUUUACCAUGUCUAUGUAUAAAAUAUACAUGCACAUCAAUUCUGUGUUAGUUACUGCUUUGAGAAAACUCUUUGAUCGAUCAGAAUUGUUAAUCUUGCUGAAACAAAAGUUUAACAGUAUCGAGUCAGUUUUUUUUCUUAAUUGUAUUCUUAAAAUGAUGGUUACUUUUUAAAUGAAGAGUUACGUGCUUAAGGUUCAUCUGUACAGAGUAUAUUUUUGCAUAGCUACUGUUUUUUUGUAGUUUUUUAUCAUGAGAAUGUGUCCUGAAUCCCAGAAAAUUGACAGCUUUGCCUAACUUCUUGUGUGGAUGUGGUGAGCAAACUUGAUAUUCCAUAAUAUUCCUGCUAUCUCAAUGAGCAUAACAAAGCCAGUAUUGGUAAUCGAACAGCAAGAUGUUGCACUGUGGGUUCUUACCCCUUUAUAUGUCUCUACAACUUUUCCAACUUUUCCUUCUGUUCAUCAGUUCCGAAAAGGCAUUUUGGAGGAAGAAGUGCUGCAAGCUAGCAAGUAGUAAUGCUUUUGGGCAUAGAGAAUUCAAUAUGCACCCGACUAACUUUAUAGUCCUCAAUACACUUGAUAGUUUAGAUCUUGGACCAAAUUUAAUGAAAUUUGAGCUUACAUUCUCAUUUUCCAAAGCAGACCAACAAUUCAGCCUAUAGUCAGCUGGUGAAUCUGAUUGUUUCAGAAUGCUUGAGUAGGCUGAUGAUGAUCUCCAAGUGAGAUCAUUUGAUACUCCCCAACCAGCUGGACCACAGAAUGGCGAGUUUAUAGAAGCUAGGAUUUGUGUGCCAUCUUUGGAUACCGUUUGCUAUGGGUAAGUGCUCAUGGGUAAAUGAUGGGACCUAUUUGAAAGUUUCCUUUCCAGGGCACCCCAGAGGUUUGAGAAUGUCCAAUUCAUGUCCCUUGACAGUGUGCUAUUGGUAGAUUUGCAUAUGUUUUUGUCCUUCCAAGCACAAAAAAAAGAAUUUAAUUGUGAUUCCAUAUUAGAAAAUAAAUAAUUACUGCAGAGUUUUAAAAUGUCCCAGAAUGUUGAUUUAUAUGAUGAUUAGUUUGAUAGAUGAUGUGAACAACUAUCUAAUUUUUUACAAAAAAUCAACUGUCAACAAUCAGUUAAAUUUCAGGUACCAGGAGUUUUACUGUAAUGUUAAAAAUAGAGAUGGAUUUCAAACUCACACUAACUGUUGUUCAAUGCAUUGUACUGAUAUCCAGGUUCAUAUGAAUUGCAGUACUACUUCAGUUCCUUGAGCUUGAAAUAGUUUCUGUUGUUUCUGCUUUUUGGAGAUUUGGAGAGAGGUAAGGAUCCAAAACUAGGGGUCAUAAAUGGAAGGUAGUCACUAAUAAAUCCAAUAGGAUUUACGCAAAGAAAAGUGACAAUGUGAAACUUGAUACCACACUGAGAUAUUGAAGUAAAUAAGGUGAAUGCAUUUGAGGAGAACCUAGAUAAGUCUAUAAGGGAGAUAGGAAUCGAAGGUUAUGCUGAUGGAAUUAGAUGAAGUUGUGUGGAGCAUAAACCCUGGCUAGCACCUAGUUAGCUGAAUGACCUGUUUCUGUGAUGUAAAUUAUAUGUAAUUUAACGUAAUUAACUAGAAUAUUUAUCUCAGUUGUAGAGAAUCAGUACUGUAAUAUUGUCUUGCAUAAUGGUAGAUCUGAUAUCCCAUGCUGAACUUGGUUGGUAUCAUCAGUAAAAUGCUAUGUCACAGUCAUCCUGUCCAGACUGAGAGACCUCAUUGUCUGCAGUGUAAAUUUUGUCUACACAGUGCAAGUACUGUAUAUUGUCCAGUACCUUGUGUUGAGACCUUUUCAUGUCAUGGGACAUAGGAAGGGACUGUAUUAUUGGCUCUCAAGGGAACCUAGUCAUAAUGUUCCCUUCUCUACAUUUAUUUUUGUGACCUUCUUAAUUUUAUAAGGAACGAAUGCUGAAACAAACUUUCAUUGUCUUCUGUAAUGUAAUUUUGUACUCAGCCAUUGGAAACACUUCAGUAAAUACAAUAUUUAUUUAAUUCACCUUGUACUUAAAUCAGUGCUAUCAAGAUGUCAAAUUUCAUAAAGGAUAAUGAUAUUCCAACAUCAAGCAAAAAUAUAAAAUAAAAUUUAACAGCUCAAAAAGAUUUUUCUUUCAAACAUUGUAAGUGUUCAAGCUGCAGCAAGGGUGCAAUUGAUAACAAGUUGGCUGUUGGAUAUAAUGACUACUUUUAGUGAUUGAUUAUUUUGGUUUGUUCAUUUUGGAUUGGGAAGGAUCAUGCUUAUAUUCUCCUUUUGCACGUUGUAUAACAUAGUUCAUAGUACCUUUCCAACGUUUAUCAGUUCACCAAUUUGGCACCUGAAUAAACACCAACUUCCAAAUUUCUUGACAUAUUCUGCUGCCAGAUAUCUACAGUUUUCAAUCAGUUGUUCACUAGCAACAGUACAAUCAAUUAUUGGCUAAACCAUAAACGUAUUGCAAUAGCAGUGAAGGUCAUCACUAGUGAUGAAGAGAGAACAUUUUAACCCACAGUUAAAUUCAGCUACUUUGAUGGAGUAAUCUGCCAUAUGAUCAAGUAUAACAAUGCAAAGGAAAAGUCUGCUGUUACCACGCAAAAUUAGGAGAUGUUAGUGCACUGUAAAGGCAGCAAGCAGGUUGUUUUGGAGACUCUGACUUAUAAGUUAAGUAUGAUGUUCAUAAAUAAGCAAACUUUACUAAACGUAGGUAGUAUUUUCACUGCUAUUAAAAAUGUUGAAACAAAAAAAAUUAUCUUUGAUCUAAUUCUAGAGAAGCAUCGUGGUCUGUAGAACAUUAAAUCAUUAUAUAGACCAUGUCAAAAAAAUCUUUAAAUUUUCUUUUUGAAACUAACUUGGAGUUGAGAAACUUGAAAUGACGAUAACUUAGUAUUCAGUAUUUAUAUUGUGUUUUGUUUUAUAAAGCUAGGUACAAUAUGUAUCAACAUUAAAAUUGUCAUUUCUAUCAGUAUAAACCACUGUAUACAUUGUGAAGAAUCUAAAACAGGGAAUCUGGAGUAAUUCCUUUCUGAUAUCGCUGUUCUAUACACCGAUUACUUAAAAUGUCUGUUUAUCCAUUGGCACAAAGUUAUCUGUGCCAAUAGCAAAUUUAGUAAUCUCCAUCCUUCAGAAUAAAGACAUUAGCAUGCUAAUAAAUUAACCAACCAUUGGAAAUUUUGUUUUCUUUGAGUACGCACUUAAGUGAAAUCUUAGAAUUUCAAAAAAUUCUGGUUGAGGAACUCAUUGGCAAAAUGAUUGCAAGCUGCAGGUAUUUGAUCAAGAGUAUGUCAGUACAUGUGACAAACCUUUGAAGGAAGUUUACUAUUUUAACCAUUGAGUAUCCCCUCUGUCUAGCUGAUCAAUUUCACAGUACCAUAAACAACAGGAUAUAAAGAAUAUCUAUCGUCACAUUGGCCUGUUUAACUCCAGAAUAGCUGAAGUGUGAUCUACAAUGAUAUAAUUUUGGCAUCCUAGUUAGUGACAGUUUUUAAUGCAGUCAGCACUAACCUAAGCAAUGAUCAAUAUGGUGUCCGUUCAAGACAUACUUGGUGAUAUUUGGGGGAGUUUACAGGUAUCUCAGACUAGUUUCUGCCACUCUGGUUUACGUACCUUGUAGGUAUGAUUAAUUUUAAAGCUUAAUUUUUCAUUUAUAACAGUUCCAUGCCAUAUCAAAGUAUAGUCAGCAGCCUCUGUUCUUUGUAGCUUUGUAUAUGUUUAACCAAAUGGAAAUCUUCCUCUUAAUGUAAUUCUGUGCUCAACUUGUAUUGCUCAGCCAAAGUCUUCAACAGCCUCUCAAACAUUUAUUAGUGUGAGAAAGGUGCAGGGGUAAUUAAGAUACAAAACUCAUUGUAGAAACAUUAGAUAAUCAUACAUUUUUAAAAUUGUUAAUGUUUGCCACACUUUUGAAUAACCGUGAAACCAACACAUUAAUUUUGAAUAAUUAUAUAGAAAACUUUUUGGAGGCUUCUGAUUUAAUAUUUAUAUUCUACUUUAGGCUCACGAAUUAGCAACAACUGAAAUGGUGAUAGGAAUUUAAGCUGAGAUUUAUUUUUACAGUUUUCUAUUUCAUUUCAUAGAACUUUGACAUGUAACCAAACACUGAACUUGUAGUGGGCAAUAUUGACUCAGCGUCCUCCACACAGUAUUGAAGCUGAAUCAUCUGGUGGUAAUUUUAGCAUCAUUAUUGUCAGGCAGUACUGAAGGUCCAAGCUCACCUAUGAAGUAGGUAAGGGACUGUACUGAGUGCAAGUCCCAGGUUUUUUUUCACAGUCGGCAAAUAACGUUUUAUGUUUGUGUGUCUCUGUGUGCAUCUUCUUUCAUCCUGUUUCUGUCUGUAUUGAUUGAUGUCUGCCACCUCACUUAACCUACUUAAUUAAAUAAAUCCUUCCUUGCUCCGCAGCCUUAUGACUGUGACUAAAGGAGUACAAUGCAAGACUUCUGGAAUUUUCAUUAUUUUGUAAAAAAAAAAGCACCAACAAAGCCACAAAUUGAAAUAGCAGUUUGGUUACAAAAUUGUUACAAUAUUUUUAUUGCUUUUGAGUUUGGUUUUGUGCUGUAAAGAGCUUAAGUUCUGAGAUUAGUAAGUUUUCAACUUUGUUGAAUAACUUUAGGGAAAGAAGAAUCUGAUGUGCAUCUCCAUCCUUGCAUUUGAGGUAUUUUAUGAACUGAACAAAAUUAAGCAGGCACUUUUAGGGAAUUUGAACUGCGCAGCUAUAUGCACCUUGUGAAGUCCAGACAGCAUACAUUGCAACAGAUUAACAUUAAACUGCGUGAACUAAUAACAUAUUGCCUUGGUAAUUUAUAUAUAAUAAUGAUCUCUGUCUUUUAUGUUUUAUCAUGAAGCAAUUCUGCCUUUUUUUAGCUUUACAUUGUUAGUGGGCAUCGAUAGUGAGACCAAAAUCUGUUGCUCCUCUCUGAUUGCCUUUAAACAGGUCAUGGUGUGCUGCUACUUUGAACUACUGCAGUUUAUGUGGUGUAAGUAGGCCCAUAGUGUUAUGAGGGAGGAAAUUCCAGCAUUUUGACCCAGUAACAGUGAAUGAACAAUGAUUAUCAUUUCAGUUCAAGAUUGUGUACAGCUUGGAAUAGAACUUUCAGGCUGUGGUGUUUCCAUCAGACUGCUGCCGUUCUUCUAGGUGUCAGAGAUCUUGAGAUUAGGAGGUUCUGUAGAAGGAGUCUUGGUGAGUUACCACAGUGCAUUUUGUGUAUAGUACACUGUUGCCGCUGUUUGUGGGGGGAGGGAAUCUAUAGGUUGGUGGAUAGGGUGCCAGUCAACCAACUUCUCUGUUCUGACUGGUUUGAGUUAUUGCAUGUUAGAACUAUACUUAUCCAGUAUUACAUCACCCUCCUGAUUCCUACUUUGUAAAUGGUGGGCAGGUUUGAGGAGUUGGGAGAUGAAUUACUCACCUUUAAAUUCCUAGGUCUCUGACCUGUUCCUGCUAACAAUAAUUGUAUGGCUGAGUCUGGUUUGAUUUCUGAUAAACAGUAACCCCAGGGUGGUGGUGAUCUUGGGGGAUUCCAUUUUGGUAAUGGCAUUACAUGUAACUAGUGUAACAAGAAAUGAAAUCCUGUGUUUGAACUGACAAAGGGGAAAUUAUAAUCUCUUUAGGUAGAAUGUUUACUUUGUGUAUAUCUUUUAACAAAUUCCUGAAAAGCACCAAUACCUUGCCGAUUCUUUAUAUUUCUAGGAGUUACAGUGAAGAGAGAGAUGAUGGAAGACAUUGCUUAGAUUAGGGAAACUUGUCAAUUGUUUUUUUUUAGGAGAUUGUUCAUCUUAACAGUUCAUGGUGACAUUCCACUGUGUAAUAAACAGUUUGUACUGUAAUCACUGCAUGAGUACCAGCACUAAUACUGUACCACUUCACAUUAACAAUCCCAGCAUGAUUCUCUGUUACAUGUAGAAAUAAAAUUGAAAAAUAAAUUUACAUCUGACUUCUAA
Molecule: messenger RNA, 10336 nt
Organism: Hemiscyllium ocellatum (epaulette shark)
Lineage: Eukaryota; Metazoa; Chordata; Chondrichthyes; Orectolobiformes; Hemiscylliidae
Product: double-stranded RNA-specific editase 1-like
Exons: 12
Coding region: 16-2358 (780 amino acids)
Biological process (GO): adenosine to inosine editing; RNA processing
Cellular component (GO): cytoplasm; nucleolus
Molecular function (GO): double-stranded RNA adenosine deaminase activity; tRNA-specific adenosine deaminase activity; double-stranded RNA binding
Source: RefSeq, a predicted model, not a curated record